This is a messenger RNA of Closterium sp. Yama58-4, 2856 nucleotides long. Lineage: Eukaryota; Viridiplantae; Streptophyta; Zygnematophyceae; Desmidiales; Closteriaceae. The record is from the annotation of a GenBank genome assembly.
AUGGCGUCAGUAGUGCUGCCGCCAUGUCCGCGCCAUUCCCGCCAUGGCGCGCUGCUCGCGGCUCCACCCGCCAGUCCUCUCCGCGUCUCUUUCACAUCCUCGCCGCCACGCCACCGCGCAAGGCUGUCACUCUGCUGUCUGCGUUGCACCGCCACCCGACGGCCGCACGCCCACGAGGAGUGGAGCGGGACUAACGCAGCGGUUGCGGGGCCGUUGCGCGCUGCGGCGCAUGGCUGUGGCGGCGAGCACAAGGGGUGGAUGGCGCGGCCCGCAGCGGCGGAGAGUGACCGCCACACACGAGGCGGGCCGUGGGGAUCCACCCGUCGCCUUGCCUUGGCCGCAGGCUACAGCGCGCGGCGAGCGUCGGGCUUUCCCCUGCAUUCCGCGCAUCGCCUUCGCGCCCGCUGCCGGCUGCAGGUGGCAGUACGCGCAUUUUCUCCGCGCGCGCCCUUGACGUCGCGGUUACGCCGCACAGCCCUCGGCUGGCCGCCACCACAGUGGCGGCGGUGUGCGCCGGGAAUAACCGCCGCGGCGCUGCGGGCUGACCUGCUGGCGCAGGCGUGGCGGACGCAGGGCAGCGCGCAGACGCAAGCCGUGGGCGCGGAUGGCGCCAUACGCAAUGGCCAGGGGAUAGGGUUCUGGCGGGCGGACGAUGCGGGCGCCUCUGGGUGGCGCGGCGGCGGGGAUGAGGCGCGAGACGAGCAGCGGGCGGGAUGGCAGGCGGAGGGGCAAGCAGGCGCGGCGGAAUCGGGGGAGAGCGAGGCGGAGAAGGAGAAGCGGAGGCGAGGGCGCAUCAGCGAGGCAAACAAGGGGAAAGUGCCGUGGAACAAGGGCAGGCAGUGGAGCGCAGAGGUUCGUGCGAAGAUUCGCGAGAGAACGAAGCAAGCAAUGAGUAACCCCGAGGUGCGCGAGCGGCUUCGCGACCACGGCCAUACGCAAAGCGCGGAGACGCGGUCGCUGAUUCGCGAGCGCAUGCGCGCGGCGUGGCAGCGGAAGAAGCAGGAGCGCCUGGCGGCGCAGGCGCUGCUGGCGGAGUGGCAGGGGGAGCUGGCGGCGGCCGCGCAGGUGGGGCUGGCGGGCGACCGCGUGCUGGUGCGGUGCGGCAACGGGCGCGUGGUGUACGCGGACGAGAGCGAGGAGCACCGGCGGCGCAUAUCGGAAGCCAUCAAAGCCAAGUGGGCCGACCCCGCGUACCGCAGCAAUGUGGCGCGCGGCAUGAAGAGCGUGCAGCGCGCCCACUCUCCCGCCCACCCCACUUCGCCUGCGCCCGCGCCUGCUGCCGCGCCCAGGGCGGCGAGAGCGCGCAGGGCAGUGCGGGGGGGAGAGCGGGAGCGCAGAGAGACGACCAAGGACACGGCAGUGGCAGCAGCAGCGGCGGGGGGGCAAGGGGCGGAGGGGGGAGGCGAGGGCGGGGAGGGAGCAGCGGGGCGCAGUGCGGAGGAGGCGGUGGUGGCGCAGGCGGACGAGGCGUUCGUGCAGGCCGUGAUGGCCGCGGAAAGCGCGCAGGCGCAGGGCGCGCAGGGCGGCCAGGGCGCAGCGCAGCAGAGCGCAGAGCAGGCGCAGGGGGAUGGGGGGGUCGUGCGGUUCAAGCGCGUGCUCAUCGUGCGACAGACAGGCGGUAGUGCGGGGGAGGAAGAGGCGAGGGGUGCGAACGGCGAGGAGAGAGUCGAGGAGAGUACAGAGGUGGCUGUGCGUGUGGGUGUGCUAGGUGAAGGUGGCUUGCAAGGGGGAGAGGAAGCCAAGGGGCACGAGGAAAGGGAGGAGAAAGAGGAGGGAGAAGGAGGGGAGGAAGAGGAAGUGGAGAGCGAUGUGGAGGACAUCAAGACUCUAGUGGAGGCGAGUGCGCAGAGUGGAUGGCGGUUCAGUGCUGGGGACCGCAGGCAGGUGAAAGAGGGGAGUGAGAGUGAUGGUGGUGCAGGGCAGGGCAGUGUGAGUGGUGCGAUGCAUGGGGUAGGGGAGACAGGCAAUGGCGCGGCGGUGAGGCAUCAUCAUGUGCCGUCCUCUGCUGCACCCGUGCCCUCGCUGCUCCCACUCGCACCCACCACCAACCAAAGGCGGCUAGCUCGCCAGCUCAUAGCAAGGCGGCGCCGACAGCUGGCGGAGAGGGCAAGGGUGCUGAUGCAGGAGGCACAGAGUGCAGCGCAGUCGCUGGAGGCGCUGGCAGCGCGGGACGCCACGGCCAUGGCAUCGCUGCUGGAGACACGGCGCCUGCUGGAGCAGGCAGGCCGCGCCGUGGCCCGCGCUGAGAGGACGCCCACGCUGCCCCUCAGGCCCAAGGGCACGCAGGAAGGGGGAGCGGCGCAUGGAGUGCCUGGGGGGGACUGGCGCAGUGGGGCGAGUGGCAGUGGCAGCGCUGCUUGGACGCAAGCUGGCGCCAUGCCAGGACGUGGCGGUGAUGGGGGGCAGGCAGGGGGGCAGGUACGAGGAGCAGAGUCGGAGGCAGAGCAGGCAGGGGCAGGGAAUGGCGCCGUGCGGAGUGCUUACCCCGAUGCAGUGAGUGAGAGGGUAUUGGGGAGUAUGGGAGGGGUAGUUGGGAGUGAGUGGCAAAGGGGCCAAGCGGGCAGCAGCAGCAGCGCCGCACAGGGCAAGUGGGUUGAAUCUGGAGGGGAAGAUGAGCGCAGGGGUGCGGGUGGUAGUGUGGAGUGGGUGGCAGUGAAUGGGGCGCGGAUAAGUGCAGGUGCAGCACAGGGGUCAGGGCAGGAGGGGCGGGUGGAGUUGCAGGGUGCAGAGUCAAGUGCGGGGGUGAGGGAGGCUGUGGUGGAGACGCCUCCAGGUGGUGAGGCAGGGCGGCUGAAUGGCAGGGCGGGACGGGGGGACAGUGCAGGUGAACAGGGGGGGGAAGCAGGGAAGAGAUGA